Messenger RNA from Sinocyclocheilus grahami, 1236 nucleotides. RefSeq names its product UV excision repair protein RAD23 homolog B-like. The coding region runs from base 185 to 1207 and encodes 340 amino acids. Gene Ontology annotation, molecular function: proteasome binding; polyubiquitin modification-dependent protein binding; damaged DNA binding. NCBI's taxonomy places the organism in Eukaryota, Metazoa, Chordata, Actinopteri, Cypriniformes, Cyprinidae. The record is from RefSeq and is a predicted model, not a curated record. Gene Ontology annotation, cellular component: cytosol; nucleoplasm. Gene Ontology annotation, biological process: nucleotide-excision repair; proteasome-mediated ubiquitin-dependent protein catabolic process. The transcript is spliced from 9 exons.
CAGUGACGCAAACACGUCGGUGCGCGGCGCAUGCGCAGUGUGGCGUAAGGGGGGACGGGCCGUCGAAUGUUUAUGCGCGUAAUGGCGGCGGGCAGGCUGUGAUGAGCCACGGCGAAAAAAACACAGCCAGCGAUCCAGCCCUAGGUCAGUUUCAACACCGGCGACACGGAAGAACGCGAAAAAAAUGCAGAUCACGCUGAAAACCCUCCAGCAGCAGACGUUUAAAAUCGACAUCGACGCGGAGGAGACGGUAAAAGCCUUAAAGGAAAAAAUAGAGAAUGAGAAGGGAAAAGAUAACUUUCCGGUGGCGGGACAGAAGUUGAUAUAUGCAGGCAAAAUCCUGAACGAUGACAUGGCUCUCAAGGAGUACAAGAUGGAUGAGAAGAACUUUGUGGUGGUUAUGGUAGCAAAGGCUAAAGCUACUCCUGCAUCAGCCUCCUCAUCAUCUGUUGCCACGGCGACCAGCACCGCCUCCAGCGCUACAGCGACAGCGAGCCCCACCCCGUCUGCCGACCCGGCCGCAGAAACCCCGUCUGAGAGCGCGGCCAAAGAGGACAAACCCGCCGAGGAGAAACCCUCGCCCUCCUCUACACCCGCCAGUUCUGGUUCUUCACCAAAUGCAAACAUAUUUGAAGAGGCGACAUCUGCGCUGGUGACGGGUCAGUCCUACGAGAACAUGGUGAUGGAGAUCAUGCUGAUGGGAUACGAGAGAGACAGAGUGGUGGCGGCACUGAGAGCUAGUUUCAACAAUCCUGACCGCGCCGUCGAGUACCUGCUCACGGGUAUUCCUGCGGAGGGCGAGGGCAGUGUAGGAGGUGCUGACCCCGUGGCUCCUGCGGGAGGCGCUCCUGCUGCGUCCACAGGCCUCUCUUUACCGUCUAGCACCGCUCUGUCACAGCCCAGCACAGGAUCAGGGGCGAAUCCUCUGGAGUUCCUGAGGAACCAGCCGCAGUUCCUGCAGAUGAGACAGAUCAUCCAGCAGAACCCGUCUCUCCUACCAGCUCUACUACAGCAGAUCGGCAGAGAGAACCCGCAGCUCCUGCAGCAAAUCAGCAGCCAUCAGGAGCAGUUCAUCCAGAUGCUUAAUGAGCCGGGGCAGGAGGCAGGGCAAGGAGGCAGUGGGGUUGUGGCCGAGGCCGGAGGCGGGCACAUGAACUACAUCCAGGUCACACCCCAGGAGAAAGAAGCUAUUGAGAGGGUAAAUUAGACGCAUUGUCACUUUAAGAAUAUUGCUCA